This is a messenger RNA of Pararge aegeria (speckled wood butterfly), 1058 nucleotides long. RefSeq names its product complex III assembly factor LYRM7. The record is from RefSeq and is a predicted model, not a curated record. Gene Ontology annotation, biological process: mitochondrial respiratory chain complex III assembly. Lineage: Eukaryota; Metazoa; Arthropoda; Insecta; Lepidoptera; Nymphalidae. The transcript has 4 exons. The coding region runs from base 431 to 802 and encodes 123 amino acids.
UUUGAACAUUUAAAAAAAAAGGAAGGUUUCUCAACUCGUUGUAAUCAUUUUUCUUUCGAUAUGUUCCUCGAUUAAGUAGCUACUCGAAGACGGCUGGACUGAUUUGAGGCAUCCUUUUUUUGUUUAAUAGCAUAAGUAGUAAGGGCCUAAAUGUUACGACUACCUGGGUCCUGUAUGUCCUGUAUCAGAGUUCAAUAUUAAAAUACCAGACACAGGACCUAAUAUUAAUGGUAAAAUUAGCAAAGAGUAAGUUAGUUUACAGGGAACAUAUUAUUCUUUGGCGAUCCUCUGUUAGGAGUUAUCUGUAGUAAACCAGAAAAUUAAGUCAAAUACCUACGUAAACAAUAAAAUAAUUAUUGCCUUAAGACCAAGAAUUGGAUUGAAAAUGAUUUUUGUAUUGUAUGUAAUAGUUUGUGAUUUCUAAAAAUACAUGAUGAGUCCACUAAGAAGAGCGGUGUUGCAAAAUUUCAAAAAAUUACAUAGAACACGUAUGUGCGUAUUUGAUGGUGAUGAGAGAGCUUUAAAUGCAGCUAGGAUUAAGAUAAAUUCAGAGUUUAACAAAAAUAAAAAUGUAAAAGAUGUUAAUGCUAUAAAAGCGAUGAUCCAAUUUGCCGAAGAAGUUGAAAGAGAGUUAAGAACCCAAGUAAUUCAAGCAAGGGAAGUGAAACCUGGUGUAUUUGAAGCUAAGAUCACAGAUGAAACUGUCAAGCUAGAUAAUAUACCCUACAAUGAUAGUGCAAUACCAGAAGAAAUUAUACCAGGACAAAAACCAUGUUGCCAAGACCAAGCAAAGAAUACAUAGUUAUUUUGAGAUAAAAUUUAUUUAUUGUAGGAAGGUAUAGAUAUAUAUUUUAAAUUUAUUUAUUGUAUAUAGGUAUAGAUGGAGAUUUCAAGUGAAAUUAAAAUAAUAUAUUAAAAAUUUGUGGAAUCUUUUACAGCAGGGCUAGCACAGGCCGGAGAUAAAAAUUAUAUCCCCCAAUGAUAUUCCCUGACAGGGGAUAUUACUUGUCCAUCAUCUAAAUUAUGUGAACAUGGAAUACAAGAAGUUAACCCUUGUU